Messenger RNA from Tarenaya hassleriana, 3748 nucleotides. RefSeq names its product type I inositol polyphosphate 5-phosphatase 13-like. Gene Ontology annotation, biological process: phosphatidylinositol dephosphorylation. Bases 179 to 3532 code for a protein of 1117 amino acids. The transcript has 11 exons. Lineage: Eukaryota; Viridiplantae; Streptophyta; Magnoliopsida; Brassicales; Cleomaceae. Gene Ontology annotation, molecular function: phosphatase activity; protein binding. The record is from RefSeq and is a predicted model, not a curated record.
GGGCUGCAACAGCAGACACAACUCAGAAGACACAAAGAUCCUCCUGUCCGUACACUUGUCACUAUGCUUCUCUCUCGACGUGCAUUCCUCUCCUUCGCUCUCUCCCACUACCUCUCUCCUUCCCAUUCUACCUUCGAUCCGAAAUUCCUCCGUUGUCGUGUUCUUCUGAUCCUCGUCCAUGGAUUCUCCCAUCGAAGACGACGAAAAGGAGGCAUUGGCAGCGCUCGACCCUGUCCCGCCGCCGCGUAAGACCCAUUCCUACAGCCAACAGUUUGAUCACCAGAAGCCGCACCACCACCACCAGACCCGCAAGCACAGUCUCGACGAAUCCGGCGCCGUCUAUUUCGACUCCUCCGAUGAAGAAUUCUCCGCUGAAGGAGUCGUCAUCGUAGACGGCACAGCCGCCGGAGAGGAUUACGUCGUCGUCACGCCUCCGUCUUCGUCCUCGCAGCCCAGCGAGAAUGGCGGCAGCGUCGCGGAGGACGGCUUCGAGCCUUUGCCGGAAUUCGUCGGAGCCGGCGGAGGCGCCGGGAUAUUCAAGGUGCCAGUGCGCGCCGCGGUGCAUCCCGGACGGCCUACGUGCCUGGAGCUCCGGCCGCAUCCGUUGAGGGAGACGCAGACUGGGAAGUUCCUGAGGAACAUCGCUUGUACGGACACGCAGCUUUGGUCGGGAUCGGAGAAUGGCAUGAGGUUCUGGAAUCUGGAGGACGCGUACGAGGUCGGCUGUGGAAUCGGUGGUCAGGUCCGGCGAGGGGAUGAGGAUACGGCGCCGUUUCAUGAGUCGACGACAACUUCGCCCACCAUGUGUUUGAUGAUUGACCACUGUAAUAGAUUGGUUUGGAGCGGUCACAAGGACGGAAAAAUCCGAUCUUGGAAGAUUGAUCAGCCUGUGGAUGAUUCCAAUCCUCUCAAGGAGGGGCUCUCCUGGCAAGCUCAUCGCGGUCCUGUCAAUUCUAUUGUCAUGAGCUCCUAUGGCGAUAUGUGGUCAUGUUCUGAAGGGGGUGUGAUCAAAAUAUGGCCUUGGGAAUCCUUAGAGAAGUCUCUUGUGCUUAAACCCGAAGAAAAACACAUGGCUGCGUUAUUAGUGGAGAGGUCUGCUAUUGAUUUGAGGAGCCAAGUUACUGUCAACGGUACAUGCAACAUAUCUUCUUCGGACGUCAAGUGUUUGUUAGCUGAUGCAGUUCGAGCUAAAGUGUGGGCUGUGCAGUCCCUGUCUUUCUCAAUCUGGGAUGCUCGGAGCAAGGACCUUCUGAAAGUUUUUAAUGUUGAUGGUCAAGUUGAAAACCGGGUGGAGUUGCCACCGGCACAAGAUCAACAAGUCGAAGAUGAAAUGAAGGUGAAGUUUGUUUCGAGCUCGAAAAAGGAGAAACAGGGAUUUUUGCAACGAUCACGUAAUGCCAUAAUGGGAGCAGCGGGAGCUGUCCGUCGAGUUGCCACAAGAAGUGCAGGAGCAUUUACAGAAGAUACUAGGAAAACUGAAGCAAUUGUGUUGGCUGGAGAUGGUGCAAUCUGGACUGGAUGCCUGAGCGGAUUGCUUAUUCAGUGGGAUGGAAAUGGAACCCGCUUGCGAGAAGUGAAUCAUCAUCAACGGCCCGUGUUGUGCUUUUGUGCUUUCGGGGAUCGGAUAUAUGUGGGUUAUGCAAGUGGUUACAUUCAAGUUUUGGAUCUCGAGGGGAAGCUGAUCGCGAGCUGGGUUGCACAUAGUGACCCUGUGAUAAAGCUAGCCACUGGGGGUGGUUUCGUUUUUAGCUUGGCUAGUCAUGGUGGUUUACGAGGAUGGUAUGUGGCAUCUCCGGGACCUUUGGACAGCAUAAUCCGAUCAGAAUUGUCUGAAAAGGAACCUGUUUAUGCCAGACUAGGCAAUACUAGAAUUUUAAUUGGCACCUGGAAUGUUGGUCAAGGGCGGGCAUCUCAUGGUGCGCUUAUGUCGUGGCUUGGUUCUGCCACAUCAGAUGUUGGCAUCGUCGUGGUUGGGUUGCAGGAGGUAGAGAUGGGUGCAGGUUUCCUUGCCAUGUCUGCUGCCAAAGAAACGGUAGGGCUUGAAGGAAGUGCUGUCGGGCAAUGGUGGAUUGAUGCCAUUGGAAGGGCCUUGGAUGACAAGAAAACUUUUGAACGUAUGGGUUCAAGGCAGUUGGCAGGACUGCUCAUUGCUAUUUGGGUGAGGAAGGAUGCCAGAACACACAUCGGGGACCUUGAUGUUGCAGCUGUUCCAUGUGGUUUUGGACGUGCCAUUGGAAAUAAGGGAGGUGUGGGUUUGAGAAUUAGAGUCUAUGACCGGAUUAUGUGCUUUGUGAACUGUCAUCUGGCUGCUCAUUUGGAGGCUGUUAAUCGGAGAAAUGCAGAUUUCAAUCACAUAUACCGGUCAAUGGUCUUUACCCGAGGGCCGAGUCUACAUAAUGCGGUAGCUGCUGGUGUCUCAGCAGCAUCUCAUGUCCUAAAGAGUAACACUAAUUCAAGCGCCGGCAGCACAGAAGAAGCGAGGCUUGAUUUAGCAACAGCCGAUAUGAUCGCUUUUUGCGGUGAUUUUAAUUAUAGGUUGUUUGGUAUAACCUAUGACGAAGCAAGGGACUUCAUCUCGCAACGUUCUUUCGAUUGGCUGAGAGAGAAAGAUCAGCUUCGAGCAGAGAUGAAGGCCGGAAAAGUCUUCCAAGGAAUGCGCGAGGCUUUAGUCACCUUCCCACCCACUUACAAAUUCGAGAGGAACCGUCCUGGUCUAGGAGGAUAUGAUUCUGGGGAGAAGAAGCGAAUUCCUGCAUGGUGUGAUCGAGUAAUAUUUAGGGACAACCAAUCAAGCCCACCGUCCGAAUGCAAUUUACGAUGCCCGGUAGUUUCAUCGGUCCUAAUGUAUGAAGCUUGCAUGGAUGUGACGGAGAGCGAUCAUAAGCCCGUGCGUUGCAAAUUACAUGCUAACAUUGCUCACGUUGAUAGAUCCGUGCGGAGACAGGAGAUGGGGAAAAUAAUUAGGUCUAAUGAGAGAAUCCGAACCAUUUUCGAGGAGUUGAGUUUGGUUCCAGAGACAACCGUGAGCACUGACAAGAUUCUUCUCCAGAGUCAGGACACUGCAGUCAUUACAAUCACAAACAGUUCAACCUCGGAUAGAGCGAUCUUCAGUAUUGUUUGCUCGGGUCAGACGUUCGUCCGGGAUGAUGGAGAGGAACCAGAUUAUCAUCCAAGAGGCUCCUUUGGUUUCCCUCGCUGGCUUGAGGUCUUUCCAGCAGCCGGGAUGAUAAAUCCCGAGGGCACUGUCGAAAUUAAGGUUCAUCACGAAGAUUUCCACACAUUGGAGGAGUUUGUGGAUGGAAUCCCGCAGAACUGGUGGUGCGAAGACACUCGGGACAAAGAGGUGAUCUUGAUGGUUUACAUUCGGGGCAGCUGCUCGACCAAAACCACAACCCACUCUGUAAAAGUCCGUCACUGCUUCUCGGCUAAACCCUUCAACCCGACGAUUGUGACCAAGAACCUAGGCGGCUCCCGUCAUUAUCAGUCGGAAGCUAGCCUCCGAAGUGGCAGUACUCGACGGGGUAUUCGCUGAAUGAUCAUUUCCUUCGACAUGACAACAACUUUAACUAGAUCUUAGACAGGUAUGUAUCUACUACUACAACCUCGGUUACUGUCUCGUCUAACGGUUAGAAUAUUUGGGCUUUACCCGAUUCUUUGAUUCCUUGGAAACAUCCAUUUUUUUUUUUAUCAGAACCAUAGAUUUUUGUUCAGACUGUUCUACAUUUGAAUACAUCUGAUUUUUCUGUUC